AUGCGAACGGCAGUUCUCGUUUGGCUCACCCUACAGAAUAGCAUCCAUACGUUGUUAAUUCGAUACUCCAGAGCUCGUCAGGUAGAACAUAUGUUCUUACCAACAGUUGCUGUAUUUUUCACAGAAGUCAUGAAAUUGUUCGUUUGUCUCGGAUUUGUUCUUCAGGAUGAGACUCCAAAACGGUUUCUCCCUACAAUCAUGGAUCAGGUUGUACGACAACCAUAUGACACGCUUAAAGUGUGUAUUCCCGCGAUGGUGUACAUGGUGCAAAAUAAUUUAUUCUACGUUGCUGCAUCACAUUUGGACGCAGCUACAUUCAUGAUCACUUCACAACUAAAGAUAUUUACUGCUGCUAUUUUCACUGUUAUUAUUCUGCACCGAUCUUUAACCCGAGCGCAGUGGUUCGCCUUGCUUAUCCUCUUUACCGGUGUGUCUCUAGUCCAGUUACAGUCGUCGAAAUCAGAUGCAUCAGGAUUGGGCGGUGAAAAGCCUGUAAUCGGUUUUAUGGCAGUUGUGAUAGCUUGCUGUCUUUCUGGAUUUGCUGGAAUCUAUUUCGAGAAGAUUUUGAAAGGAUCGGCACCAGUGUCAUUGUGGAUGCGAAAUGUUCAGAUGUGUGUCUUCGCAAUUCCUUCAUCGUUUGCGGCUGUCAUUUGGCAAGACGGAAACGUUGUGGCCAGGGAAGGCUUAUUAUACGGCUUUGAUUGGGUUGUGUGGUUAACGGUUCUUUGGUAUUGUAUUGGAGGUCUUUCUGUGGCAGUUUGCAUCAAGUAUGCGGACAACAUUGCAAAGAAUUUUGCGACAUCCGUAGCUAUUAUUCUGGCCACCAUUGGCUCAAUAGUAUUCUUCGGUUUUCAACCAACGGCUCAAUUUCUGUUCGGUGCUUCUUUAGUGAUAUUCAGUAUCUUUACGUAUUCCUCGUCACAAUCAAUGGUGAGGAUGGUCCGAAGUACAAUGAAGGCAAAUCUGUUUCUAUAG
Messenger RNA from Angiostrongylus costaricensis, 975 nucleotides. The record is from the annotation of a GenBank genome assembly. Lineage: Eukaryota; Metazoa; Nematoda; Chromadorea; Rhabditida; Metastrongylidae.